UCAUAAUGUCGCUAUGCCAAAAAUUAACACCGCAACACUAGAGUCUUAGAAACUUAAGCACGGGAGCACCUAACAUUCCAACACCUCAGCGUUGAGCCUUGCAAAGGGUAAUGUUCUUGAUGAUAAAGACAAUUAUAAUAGUCACAAUGGGAAAGAGGUUCGCAUGUUCUUAAUGAUAUAGCAAAAAUGCCGCGAAAGCCUACACUACAUGUUUCUAUGGUCCUGAAGGGGCAAAAUGGUAAACUCGCAGAGGAUUCAGCUACGCCAGGUAUGAUUGUACCAGCACAAAAAUGUUGCGGUGAUUCCUUUUGGACGUCGCCUACCAAUUCGUCAGAAUAUCGCCAUCGGUUUCGAUACUACUCUCUACUUCUUACAGUGCAAUUUUGUCCGAGCUAAUCUAUAAAUAGCCCAUCUCUCCGUUCAUUUGGUUUCUCGUAUCUUUCUACUUCCCUCCUUCCCCCAGUUUUUCUCUUUCUCUCUUGUCUCCAGUUCUUAUUAUUACGUUCUGUCCAGUCUCUAGGCUUUUAAUGCUCUAUCGAUCAGUUCUGCUUUACGGCUAAAAACUCUGAUUUUACAGACUUCUUCUCUUACCCAAUCGACAACGAAAAUGAAUCAUGAGCUCGUUUCUUCAUCCAAUGUCGAUCGUAUCGCGGCAUCCUCCGUCUCGCCAAUGCUAUUCGUACCCCCUGAUCACCGGAUACCUUCUCCUCCGUACCUGACCACUGAACGCGAUUUCACCAGGUUAUCCCCGCAGAUUUCCAACCCAAUGGUCAGCCAAUUUGCUAUAUCUCCCCCGAUCCAAUGCUCAGGCAAGACACCCAUCACACAGUCUUCUUCCCCAGUUUCAUUUGAAGAUAAAGAUCCUGUGGCCAUUGAGAACCGCCUCUACCUCUCCCAACUCGCGCUUCAAAAUCAGCAGAUCAAAGACCGCUAUGCGUUAUGCUUCUCUAAACUCCAAGACGCCAUGAACGAGGCGGAGAACAUUAGUAAGAAGAACAUCGAUCUCCGUCGUGCCAAUGACGUGCUCUGCCAGCGGUUGGGCCUCUACUUCGAGAAGCAUAAAUCCAGGAAUCCGAUGAAUAGUGACUGCCCUCCAAUGUCGCGCCUUGAUGGCAACUUUCGGCACCUCUCUUUGACAGAACCGCCGGAUGAAGCAAGCCCACCGAGCGUGUUCGGGUUCCAGGACAAUCGACACGGUAGAAAAUUUCCUGCAGUCGAUGAAAAAUCACUCACGCUGCCAAAGUGUAUCUCGAUCCGUUCCACCAGGCAUCUUAAGAUUCACCAGAUGGGAGGUACCAGCUCCGAAUCCAACCGCAACAUCAGACACCGUCCCACCACCCCUAUGAUGAAACAGAAAGUGUGUUUGGGAGGGGCCGAGAACAAAGAUGGGGGAGAAGCAGAGGAUGCCGUGGAACUCGACGUGUGUAACCUGAGAUUGUUCAAGUCUAAGCUGUGUAAAAACUGGCAGAAAAACGGUGAAUGUCCGUACGGCCAGCAAUGCCAUUUCACACAUGGAAUCGGGGAACUGCGCCCAGUCAUCCGCCACCCGCGCUACAAGACCGAGCUCUGCCGCAUGAUCCUGGCCGGAGACACCUGUCCCUACGGCCACCGCUGCCACUUCCGCCACUCCAUCUAUAACGACAAAAAUGAAAAGCCAAAUUUCAAAUAAAUGUUUCUCUUGCCAUAACAGAACCUAUAGUCACCGUUCCGGAUUAGUAUAUACAUAUAUAGGGGGAGAGAGAGAGAGAGAGAGAGAGAGAGAGAGAGAGAGAGAGAGAGAGAAAGGGUUAUCUAGGAUUUAUCUGUAAUUUUAGAUGCAUAUCUUGGUAUAUGGUUAGUUAGUAAGUAAUAAUGAUGAAGAUGCAUUGUUUGAUGCAGCUGAGGAAGGGUUGGGUAAGUGAUGUCUUUCCUGGAUUCUAUUUUCCUUUCUUCGCUUGAUCAGACUUCAUUUUUGAGACUUAUUCCGAAGUUCCUCGAAGACAUUUUAGUUGAUUUGUUCUGUUAUUUGUUUACUUACA
Dendrobium catenatum is the source of this 2018-nucleotide messenger RNA. Its product is annotated as zinc finger CCCH domain-containing protein 9-like. The transcript has 3 exons. The record is from RefSeq and is a predicted model, not a curated record. The coding region runs from base 608 to 1669 and encodes 353 amino acids. Lineage: Eukaryota; Viridiplantae; Streptophyta; Magnoliopsida; Asparagales; Orchidaceae. Gene Ontology annotation, molecular function: mRNA binding; metal ion binding.